AUGCCUUUAAGCGAUCUAAGUAUCAAGAGAAAACCUGUCAGGCUUAAAAAAUUACACAACUCUCAAAGCACCCGCUCAAGUCCAUCACCAGAAUUUAGUACCUACAGUUAUUUAUUACAACCGAAAACUAUUGAAACUGGAGAUUUAUACAAAACUCACCUUCGAAAAAACUCUGUAGACCAAUUAAUCGAUGCCAGCCCAGUAAACGAAAUUCUUUCAAAAGAAGAAGCUAAGCACGAAUUCCUCAAAAGCAGUUUUAAGUUCGAAAAAAUAAAAAAACUGUUACUCAAUCAUGAUUUAACCUGUGUCGAAGACUUUGUCGCAGGCUUAGAAAUUUCAGGAAAGAUGUUUACAGAAUGCAACUGGAUUUCAGGCAAAGGAAGAAUUGAAGCCAUAAAUAUCAUUGCCCAUCUCGUAAAUUUAUUAUAUAAAGCAGUCUCAGAGCUAAUUGAAAAGAAAAAUCAGCAUACCAAAAUAAUUGAAAAUUUACAAGAAGCAAACAAUAUUUUAUAUAUUGAAAAUAACCAAAAAAAAGACCUGCAAAACAAGCUUGACUAUACCAGCGCAAAACUGCAAAAACUUGAAAAAGCAAAGCACGAGUUUUCUAGCUCAAUCGGCCAAGCUCACAGGCUGGCUGAUCUUGAAAAAGAAAAAUUGGUCGAAAAAAUAAAUAUUUUAGAAAAAUACAUCAGCGAGCUCAAAGACGUGACAAAAAUCGACACAAUUAAUUGGGAUUUAGAAAAAUACAAAGAAUUGUACCAAAAAACAGUCAAAGAAUUCCAUGCUUUUAAAAAAGAUAAAGAAUCAAAGUUAUACAGGAUGCAGCUAGAAAUGGGAGAACUAAAGAGCAGCAUACAGAAAAAUACGUCAUCUAUUGAAAACCAUGACAGCGAAAAAAAAACAAUGGAAGAAAAGCUAUUUUUAAUUGAUUUCAAAAAUAAAGAGUUAACUGAAAAGCUGUCUGAGUGCCAAGAAAGGGUUGCAAUGCUAUAUGAGGACUCUUUAAGAUUCGUCGUAUAUAGAGAUCUCUAUAUAAAACUAGACCAGCAGUUCAAUACUAUGAGACUAAAAUACAACCAGCUUGAGCUAAAUAUUAUUGCAGGGAACGUUACUUUAAGCACUGAUGGGAUCAUUUGGGUGUCUUUAGAAGACCCGCUAUUUGAUAAAGUCCGAGGAUUUAUGCAGCAAGGGGUUGACCCCAAAGUAUUUGAGCCUCCUGUUCCAAUCCGCAAAGAUAAGCGUACAUUUACUGAAGCCCCUGUGUAUUCUCAUAGGCAUGCAAGAACAGUCACUUAUUCAGAAACUCAGCUUGACCCGUCUUCAGUAGACCUAAGCCAGCUAAAGCUGAAAAAACCUGCAUAUGCAAGCUUUUUUGAGGUCGGCGAAAAAGCAGCAAGUUUUGAGCUGCCGUUUACUAAUUGGCUGGAGGUUACUAUGAGGGGGAUAUAUGAUUCUAAGUAUAAUGAACAGAUUUAUUGCUCUUUUGAGUCUGGGAGGACUCCUUUAAGGUUCUCUGAAUUUGUAUAUUGUUGGUUAGGCAGAUUUAUGAUUGAUUCUGGAUCACGACAAGUCAGAGAGCUCGAAUGGUGAAAAAGAGAGUCCUCUGAUAAGCUGCGAUUGGAGCUUUUAUUAGCUUUAAAACAUGAAAAAGCGAAAAAAGUGUGGGAAAUUCAUACUUUUAUAGAGUUUUUAAAUGAAGAAUUGAUGCUUGAUGAGCUGUCGUUUUUCUUACACUGCCGAUUUCUACUGUUUAAAGGUCCUCAGCUUAUGAUUACUUCAGGGAGAUUUUCUGCUUUGCAUUUUGUAGCUUUAGACCGCGUUUUUGAAGUAAUUGACAAAGUUAUGGGAAAAAUUAGCCCAAAAGACAGAUCUGAGCUUAAAUCACAGCUGCAGUCAAAAGCCCGCAAUAAAAAUGGUUCUUUGACACUUGACUCUGGACUUGUAAUUUUAAUGUAGGCUUUACGAAUUAUGCUGGAGUAUUAUAUACGAGAAAAAAAAUGCAAAUAUCUUGUGAUAAAAGGGCUGUUUUCGGUAGCCCCAAAGAAGCCUGAUGGGACUUUGGCGUUUCAAACGUUUCGUAUUAUCUGUUUAAAUCUUGACCCAGAAGCUAGUGAAUCGCUUAUUAUCAAAAUGUAUAGAGAUUUGUGGGCGUUUGGAAAUGGGCAGAUAAACCAUGAUAAUUUUUUUGUAUAGAGCACUCUGCGAAAUAGACCGAUAAGGGAUAGCCCUAUUAUCAGAAAAUAAUAUUUCCAUGAUGGUACCUGAUAAAGAAUUGCAAUUGUAAAAAAAAUUGAAGUCCAUAAUGAUCCAAAUAGAUUCAGAGCCUAUAUUUGCUAACGAAAAUGGAUUUUUCUUCCAUUCAUUGAGACUUAAAGGGGAUGAUGACCCUUUACCGCUGAAUUCUUAUAACGAAAUUGAUGAUAGUACGUCAGAAUAUGCAAAAAGGAUGAAACAGACUUUUAAUACUUAUACACAUUUAAAGGUCCCAAUUGCUUUGAUUAGAGAUGCGCUAAGAUCGAUAGGUGUUAUUGAUUUAUUGGAUAAUUUCGUAAAACUAGAAGACCUAGUUAAGGCUAAAUAUCAAGAGCCUUUAGAAAAUUACAGAGGAAUGAGUUUAUUAGAUACUUAUAAACAUUUAUGAAAUUUAGCUAUACAGUUACAAGUCAUUUUUGAGCAGAUUCAUUGCUAUAGCUCACCAGCACAAGUCCCAGACGAGGUUAAAGAUUUAGAAAUAAUUGCCUUACCACGAGCAUGUGAAGGCUUUAUUGAAAGGCUUCACAAAAUGACCUUGCAAAAAUUAACAGCAUUGGUCGCCAUCAGAAAAAUACAAAGAAGCUGAAAAGAAAAAGCUAACUCCCCCCCCAUCCUUGAUCGAACGACCCGCCAUCGUUCGAUCAAGGAUGGGGGGUUAAAAAAAAAUUUUUAUAUAUAAAUAAAAUAUAUAUAUAUAUUUUUUUUUUUUAUUUACUUUUAAAUAAGAGGGUUAAGAGUAUUAAUAAUUAUUUUUACAGCAAAAAAUAAAUUAAUUUCAUAAAAAUACCAAUUUUUAAUAUUUUGAUUUAUUAGUCACCCUUUUAAACUAUAUAAAUUUUAAUUUGUUCCUUAUUAAACUAAAUUUUUUUUUUUAAAAAAUUUAAAAAGAAUCUCUAUUUUAUUAGAUUAUUGAGUUUUUAAGCUAGGCUGAUGACUAAAUCACUUCGAAUGGUUGAUUUCGAAGCUUUCUGUCGUCUAAAGUCUCUAAAACAACUUAACUAUGUACAUCUUCCAAACUUUUGAUAACUAAUAUAUUUUAUGUAUAUAAAAAUUUGCAUGAUAUGAAAAAUCGUUCGAUCAAGGAUAGGGGGUUAAUUUUUCCCCAAUUUUUAGGAAUUUUUACAGUUAAUCGUUCGAUCAAGGAUGGGGGGGAGUAAACAGAAUUUAAGCCUCGCAACCACUGUCCUCAAAGGGAUUAAUUUACUUAAGCGUGGCCUAAAGCAUCACAAAAACCAAAAAUCAGCUUAA
This is a messenger RNA of Blepharisma stoltei, 3501 nucleotides long. The record is from the annotation of a GenBank genome assembly. NCBI's taxonomy places the organism in Eukaryota, Ciliophora, Heterotrichea, Heterotrichida, Blepharismidae.